GGGCGUCCCUUGGAUCUUUGUGGGUUUAGCGAUUCCUGGCGUGCAGGCCUGACCUGGGCACCGCGACCCGAGCCCGUGACACAGUGGGGAGUGUCCCUUCGUCUGCCCGCCUGCGAGGGGCUGAGGAGGCCUGGAGCUGGGCGCAGAGUUGCGGGGCCGAUCGUUUCCCUGUGAGGCUCUCCCCAGAAUCCCUGCUGCCUCCGGGCAGUGGAGGAGAGGGCACCGAGGUCCCAGGUGUGGCUGUGGCCGUUUUUCCUGGUGCUCUGCGUGAGAGCUGGGUUCAAGAGCCUGGUCCCUAGGAGGAGAGCGGAGGAGCGGAGCCCGUGGGCGGAGGCCGGGCGCGUGAGGGGUCUGGAAGUGGGAGCGGGAGAAGAGCAUCGCCCCCGCAGCCAUGCCGCGCGCCGCUGGGAAGUGGACCCGGGUUUGACAGCCCUGUUCUGGGCGCUGCGGGUUGGCUGGGCGUCGCUGCCGGAGUGGGAAUGCCUGGUGUCACCCAGCUUGCUCCUCGCUCCCUGAACCCCGGGAGGACCGCGGGGACCCGGCCGAAGGACAGAGAUUUGGACCUAGUGAAAGGACAUCGCCCCUUAGCACCAGCUAUGGACUCCACAGCAUCAGUUCUCCCUUCUCAGGACCCUGCUCUUCCUCCAGAGAGAUGCCCAGGAGAAGAGGGAACAGCCAGCUUAUUCCUGAAAGCCAGGCCCCAGGACCUGAUGACAUUUGAGGAUGUGGCUGUGGAAUUCACCCGGUGGGAGUGGGGGCAGCUGGACCCUACUCAGAAGGAUGUGUACCGGGAAGUGAUGCUGGAGAAUUUCAAGAACCUGGCCUCCCUGGGGUUUCCGAUGUCCAAACCGUAUGUGAUCUGCCGGUUGGAGGAAGGGGAUGAGCCCUGUACUUUGGAGAGGGAAAUCUCAACAGGUGCCCCCGCAGACUGGGAGAGAAGGCGUCAAGCCAAGGAAUCAAUGCUAAGUCAGGGAAUUUCCAAAGAAGAAUUAUUCCAGAUAGUAUCAGUGGAAAAACACAUUAGAGAUGAACUCUGGUCCUCCAAACUGAAAGCAACUUGUGGUUGUGAUGACCAGUUAGAGAUGCAUCCAAAAAAGCAGGAGAGACAUCUGAAAGAAAUGUCAUUCACUCACAAAUCUACUACCACCCUUAGGAGCGAUCAUGAGUGGAGUGAAUUUGGGACAAGUUUAGGUUUAAGAUCAGUCCCUGUUAACCAACACAGUGUUCUCAUGGGAGAAGGAUACUAUAAAUGUGAUACAGAUUUCAGAGAGACUUCAGGGAGAAAUAACUCUCAGAGAACCCAUCCAGGGAAGAAAUCUUGUAAAUGCAAUGAAUGUGGGAAGUCGUUCCAUUUCCAGUCAGAACUUAGGCGCCAUCAGAGAUGUCACACUGGAGAAAAGCCCUAUGAGUGCAGUGAAUGUGGAAGAGCCUUUGGUCAUAUUUCAUCUCUUAUUAAACAUCAGAGAACUCAUACUGGAGAAAAGCCCUAUGAAUGCAGCGAAUGUGGGAGAGCCUUUAGCCAGAGUUCAUCUCUUGUUCUACAUUAUAGAUUUCAUACAGGAGAGAAACCCUACAAAUGUAAUGAAUGUGGAAGGGCCUUUGGUCAUACUUCAUCCCUUAUUAAACAUCAGAGAACUCACACUGGAGAAAAGCCCUAUGAAUGCAGAGAAUGUGGGAGAACCUUCAGCCAGAGUUCCUCUCUCAUUGUACAUUACAGAUUUCAUACAGGAGAGAAACCCUACAAAUGUAAUAGAUGUGGGAGAGCCUUCAGCCAGAGUUCCUCUCUCACUCAACAUUAUAGAUUUCACACCGGAGAGAAACCCUACAAAUGUAACGAAUGUGGAAGAGCCUUUGCUCACACUGCAUCCCUUAUUAAACAUCAGAAAAGUCAUGCUGGGAAAAAAACCCUAUGAAUUCAGACAAUGUGGGAAGGCUUUCAGCUGGAGUACACACACCACUAA
This is a messenger RNA of Kogia breviceps (pygmy sperm whale), 1961 nucleotides long. It is a transcript of the gene ZNF514, whose product is annotated as zinc finger protein 514. The record is from RefSeq and is a predicted model, not a curated record. Lineage: Eukaryota; Metazoa; Chordata; Mammalia; Artiodactyla; Physeteridae. Gene Ontology annotation, biological process: regulation of DNA-templated transcription.